Fonsecaea pedrosoi CBS 271.37 is the source of this 1590-nucleotide messenger RNA. RefSeq lists its product as uncharacterized. The coding region runs from base 1 to 1590 and encodes 529 amino acids. NCBI's taxonomy places the organism in Eukaryota, Fungi, Ascomycota, Eurotiomycetes, Chaetothyriales, Herpotrichiellaceae. The transcript is spliced from 2 exons. The record is from RefSeq and is a predicted model, not a curated record.
AUGUAUUUCCCACGGAUCCUGCGACGAGAUCAGCAACCAACUCCCCUCCUAUGUCUACUCCCCCUCAUUUUAUUCGCUUCAUCUGUCUCGGCUCAUGGCGGCCACACGGACAAGAUUCCCGAAGGAGAGGCCGUCUCCCCUGAUCCCCUGGAUAGCCGGCUAUGGAUUCACAUCCUCCUCAUGAUUGUGUCAUUUGGCAUGAUCUUUCCCUAUGGCAUGGUUCUGGGAAUCAUCAAGAGUCGUUGGCAUGUUCCUUUACAAAUCGUGGGCACGGUUGUCGCGACCGUUGCCUAUUUCUUGGGACAUAUGCACAAAGGGCGACAAUUUCGCCACCCGAACAUCCACGCGAGUUUUGCCAAUAGCCUGGUGUUGAUGCUCCUCAUUCAGGUUGGUCUAGGUGUCGGUUUGAAGUUGCAUCUGGAAGAGAAGAAAGGGUGGAUCGGGCGGGUAUUUGGGGGGAAAAUGGGAAGAGGUGGGCGGAGAGGUGUGGUCAUGAUCCACGGCUGGUUGGGAAAAUUAAUGCCCAUUGUCGCAUGGGCGCAAAUGCUCUUUGGAGGGAUCGUCGCUAUGGGAUACUGUCGAGGCGACCAUCUGGGACAGUGUUUGGCGCACUUCAUCAUGGGGUCGGCGUUCAUCGCGUACGGCAUCAUCAUGACUCUCCUCCUACUCGUGGGUCAAGCAUGGUUGAGGAGGACGGGCAGAAGCCAGGAGUUUUUCGACAGCUGCGUGAUCGCCGCAUGGGGCUGUGUCAACACGUUUACAGAACACCGCUGGGGCCAUCCGUGGGUCAAGAACGAUCUGCAGCACACGAGCAUGGGGAUCGUUUGGUGGUGCGCGGGCUUGCUGGGCGUUUGGCUGUCGAGAUCGAGGAACGGACGACCAAAAAGAAAUAUCCUGCCCGGCCUGGUAAUCCUCAUGACAGGCUGGGCCAUGAGCGCGCACCCCCAGGAUCUGCCUCUGAGCACCAUGGUGCAUACGGUGUUUGGAUACACCUUGAUGGCUGCGGGUGCGGCGAGAAUUGUUGAGAUCUCCUUCUUGCUCAAGGACAGCCGUGGCUCAGGCGAGGUUAACAGCUGGCAGCACUUGCCUCCAUUCCUCCUGUAUGCCUCCGGCUUCCUCUUCAUGGGCGCGACUGAGGAACAAAUGCACCUUCUCUCCGACGCGGACGUCACGCAUGUCUCCUACAUCCUGAUCCUCUACAGCAUCGCCUUCUUACUCUAUCUGUUUGUGAAUAUCUUGCUGUACGUCUACGCGAGCCAUGCAUGGCCGGACGACGAGAGCAACGGAGUGCGCUCCUCUUAUGGCGCAGGCGGUUCCGGUUCCGGGAGGAGCCUGAGUAUUGCCGGGCCCAGUGGUCUCGGUGGACAGCACACGAGAAAGAUGUCCACCCUCUCGGGUGUCGGGAUGAACGGAGGGGCUAAUGGCCCCGUGAACGGCAGCGCGAGAAUACCCCGACAUCGAGGCACCGCUAGCCAGCAAGUCCGGGACGCCGAGGAAUUUGAGCUCGAAGGCUUGAUCAGUGACGAAGGCGAGGAUGAUGUCGAGAGUCCUCGCGUGGGAAAGAAAGAAGGUGCCGUCGCGUUGGCUUAG